AUGUCUGAAAAUUCCACCAAUUCCUACUAUAAAUCCUAUCCUUUCACGUGCAAUUUGGAAUUUGACACAGCUUUGGAAAUCACUAAAUAUAUUUUUCAAUUGAUAUAUUUGGUUCCUGGUGCGAUUUUUAUAGCUUAUAUGUUAUAUGUGUUAACUGUUAAGCAUAGAAAAUUGUAUGCGGAUAAUUAUUUUUUUCGAAUUUUUGUUUUUGAAUUAAUCACGGUGAGUAAAUAGAAGCAAUUUAGGCUAACUAGUUAGGCUAACCAUAGAAAGUUAGCCUAACUAGCCAUGACGUGGAAUAUCCGUCUCAUUGGUACCACGCGCUCCACCGAAAUAAACACGCAACGCAGACCGCGUCGCGCCACAACACACAAAAAAGGGAACGAUUCAAAUUCCCUCCCGUUUUUUGUGUGUGUUGUGGCGCGGCGCGGUCUGCGUCGCUUAUUAUUUCGGUGGGGCGCGUGGUACCUUCGAUAAUACUCUUAUUUCGGUGGGGCGCGUGGUACCUUCGAUAAUACUCCACGUGGCCGCUAAAGCGGAAGACAGUGCCGCUCCGCGGAAGCUUGCGGUUUACACUCGCGCUUCCGCGCUCGGAAACUUUGAAAAUCUCUGUGUCUCUCUUUAUCCCAUGCGGAAGCUUCUGCGAAGUGGCCGCUGAAGCGGAAGACAGUGCCGCUCCGCGGAAGCUUGCGGUUUACACUCGCUUCGCUCGCCUAGAGAGCAUGGGAAAAUGAGAGAUGCAGAGAAAUCUAACACUUUUUUUGGCAGCUGGAAUAUUCCAAAGGUCAUAGGAAGUGAUUUUAAAAAAUAGCACUAUGACGUGGCAAAAAAUAUUUUUCUCUAAAUCUCUCACUUUUGCGUUGACUUUAAAUAGUCACACCUUUAGAAGGUUUUUUUUUUAAUUUUCUGGGGAUGUAAAACUGUGAUAACUUUCCGCUAAAGCGGAAGACAGUGCCGCUACGCGGAAGCUAUUCGAGCGGAGCGAGUGUAAACCGCUAUCUUCCGCGUAGCGGCACUGUCUUCCGCAUUAGUGGCCACGUCAAUUAUGAAAAUCAUAGAGAACUACUUAUAUUCCCGACCGCUACGCGGAAGCUUCCGCUUAACACUCGCGCUUCCGCGCUCGAAGUAUACCCUGAGUUAUUCGAGCGGAGCGAGUGUAAACCGCUAUCUUCCGCGUAGCGGCACUGUCUUCCGCUUUAGCGGCCACGUAGAGAACUACUAAUAAUCCCGACCGCUACGCGGAAGCUUCCGCUUUACACUCGCGCUUCCGCGCUCGAGGGUAUACCCUGAGGUAUUCGAAAUGAGCGAGUGUAAACCGCUAUCUUCCGCGUAGCGGCACUGUCUUCCGCUUUAGCGGCAACCCCAAUUAUGAAAAUCGUAGAGAACUACUAAUAAUCCCGACCGCUACGCGGAAGCUUCCGCUUUACACUCGCGCUUCCGCGCUCGAGUUAUUCGAGCGGAGCGAGUGUAAACCGCUAUUUUCCGCGUAGCGGCACUGUCUUCCGCUUUAGCGGCCACGCCAAUGCGUAGAGAACUACUAAUAAUCCCGACUGCUACGCGGAAGCUUCCGCGCUCGAGGGUCUACCCUGAGUAAUCCCUUGUUUCCAGAGCCUAUUCCUAAUCAUUCAAGACAUUUUCUUCGGUCGUCUCACAAUGUACAUCACACCUCUCUGUCCCAUUCUAGCCCCAUACUUCUACGACUACUCAUUCCUCCUCAAAUUCCAAAUGGUCUCCCUGAACUAUGUCCGAGCCUCAAAAUCAGUAUCCCAAAUAUUCCUCACCCUAAAUCGUAUGACUUGCGUCCUAUUUCCCAUCUCCCACCAAAAACAUUGGCGAAAAUGUAUAAAUCUAGUGAUUUUCCUCAACUUCUCUCUACCAUUCGGCGCAAUUUGGAGCCUAAUAUUAAGCCGGGUAUACGCGUCAGCAACCUACGGUGGAUUCUCAUCGAAUUAUAUUCGAGCUAUCGAUUGGGCAAGCUUAUCCCGCUUUCAAUCGAUAUAUCUAACAAUUUCCCUAAUCGCCACUAUAUUCUUCACAAUUCUGACAUUCUAUGGUCUCCAGAAUCUUGUGACACGUGUCAAAACUUUGGAAAAAAUGCUAUGUAUUGCCACAUUUUUCAUAACUUUCGCUUUUAUUUUGGUAGCCAUUUCUCAAUAUAUCUGGGUGUUUUGCUCAAUUUGCUCAAAAACUUAUCCCUCUUUAUACAUGAUUCAAUUCCUAACCUACGAUUUUCUCAAUGUUGGGUGAGUCUUGCAGUUACGAACAACACUCCGCGUUUACGUAAAAAACCCAUAUUCUUCCAGGGCUCCCAUAGUUAUGGUUAUAAUCAACAAACAAUUACGUGCUCACAUGUUCCCAUGGCUGAAAAUCGCUGGAAGCGAGCAAAUUACAGUUGUGUCCAUGGCUCACUCAAAAAUCUAGAAUAUUCACAAAGGUUCCUUAUACUUUAAUAACUUAUAAUUUUUAAUUAUACCUUAAUUUCAGGUUGGAAAAAUAUCAAAUUUCACUGAAACUAUAGAUAAUUAUACUGCACAUUUCUAAGUAUUCUCUAAAAAUUCGAAUUCUCCACCAAAAACCAUGUCUGAAAAUGAAAAUUCGACUUUCCAGUGCAAUUUGCAGCAGUAUGACACAGCUUUGGAAAUAUCCAAAUAUAUUUGUCAAUUGAUAUAUUUGGUUCCUGGUGCGAUUUUUAUAGCUUACAUGUUAUAUGUGUUAACUUUUAAGUAUUGGAGAUUCUAUGCGGAUAAUUAUUAUAUUCGGAUUUUUGUUUUUGAAUUGAUCACGGUGAGUAGAAGCCAGUUAGGCUAACUUAGAAAGUUAGCCUAACUGGCCGCUAAAGCGGAAGACAGUGCCGCUCCGCGGAAGCUUCCGGUUUACACUCGCGCUUCCGCGCUCGAGGGUAUACCCUGAGUUAUUCGAGCGGAGCGAGUGUGAACCGCUAUCUUCCGCGUAGCGGCACUGUCUUCCACUUUAGCGGCCAAGCCAAUUCGUAAAGAACUACUAAUAAUCCCGACCGCUACGCGGAAGCUUCCGGUUUACACUCGCGCUUCCGCGCUCGAAGUUCACCCUGAGUCCUAUCUUCCAGAGCCUAUUCCUAAUAAUCCAAGACAUUUUCUUCGGUCGUCUCACAAUGUACAUUCCUCCUCUUUGCCCAAUUCUCGGUCCAUAUUUCAAACAAAACCCAUCUCUCCUCAAAUUCCAAAUGGUAUCCCUGAACUAUGUCCGAGCCUCAAAAUCAGUUUCUCAAUUCUUCCUCACCCUAAAUCGUAUGACUUGUGUAAUCUUUCCAAUAACUCAUAUAUCAUAUUGGAGCAAAUAUAUAAAUCUAGUGAUUAUUUUGAAUAUCUUUCUACCAUUUGGUGCAAUCUGGAUUCUAAUAAUCAGUGAAGUUUAUCCGAAUCCAACCUAUGGUGGAUUCUCAUCAAAUUACAAUCGAGCUAUCGAUUGGGCGACUAUUUCAAGAUUUCAAUCCCUAUAUCUAGUUAUCUCUAUGUUUUUCACUAUAAUCUUUACAAUCUUAACUUUCUAUGGCUUACGGAAACUGGCAAAACGUGUGCAUUAUCUUGAAAAAAUCCUAUGCAUCGUCACAUUUUUCAUAACUUUCGGUUUCAUUUUUGUAGCCUGCUUUCAAUUUGUCUGGGUAUUCUGCUACACUUGUCAAUAUAACAUCCCCUCUUUAUACAUGAUUCAAUUCCUAACCUACGAUUUCUUGAAUGUUGGGUGAGUCCUGCAGUUACGAACAACACUCCGCGUUUACGUAAACCCGGAGUAUCGUUGUAAACCUAUGUUUUUCUAGGACUCCAAUAGUAAUGGUUACAAUUAACAAGCAAUUACUUUCUCAUAUGUUCCCUUGGCUGAAAACUGCUGGAAGUGUGCAAGUUACAGCAAUUUCAAUGGCUCAAUCACAAUUUUAA
Molecule: messenger RNA, 3914 nt
Organism: Caenorhabditis angaria
Lineage: Eukaryota; Metazoa; Nematoda; Chromadorea; Rhabditida; Rhabditidae
Source: the annotation of a GenBank genome assembly